This is a messenger RNA of Coregonus clupeaformis (lake whitefish), 455 nucleotides long. Its product is annotated as epidermal retinol dehydrogenase 2-like. The annotation marks the transcript as partial. The transcript is spliced from 3 exons. NCBI's taxonomy places the organism in Eukaryota, Metazoa, Chordata, Actinopteri, Salmoniformes, Salmonidae. Gene Ontology annotation, molecular function: oxidoreductase activity, acting on the CH-OH group of donors, NAD or NADP as acceptor. Gene Ontology annotation, cellular component: lipid droplet. The record is from RefSeq and is a predicted model, not a curated record.
CUACUGUAUGCCAAUACAUGCAUUUCUCUCCUGAUAGAUUACUGUGCCAGCAAGUUUGCUGCUAUUGGCUUUGCUGAGUCUGUGGCUCUGGAGCUGCUGGCUACGGGGAAGGAUGGAGUCAAGACUACUAUCGUGUGUCCACACUUCAUCAACACUGGCAUGUUCGAUGGCUGCAAUACUAAGUGGCCUCUAUUGCCUAUCCUGGAUCCAGACUACGUAGCAAAGAGGAUAACUGAAGCCAUUUUAACUGACCAGGUCUACCUUCUGCUCCCAAAGAGCAUGUAUCUUCUCUUGGGCAUGAAGAAUAUUAUACCUGUCAAGCUUGGGGUUCUGCUAGGAAUGUACCUGGGAGCAUUCAACAUUAUGGAUGCCUUCAAAGGAUGCACCAAGAAGGAGGAGAAGAGAGGAGUAGAGAAAACAAAAAAGAGAGACAAAACAUAAAUGUAGUGCUUCAG